CCUCCACUCCCCCCCGAUAUCCUCGAAAUUUUCCUUCUCGUUUUCUCUCUCUUUCUCUCCAACCAAACAGACAAGAUAAGCUGUUUCUAGCUAAUGUAAGCGUGUAGGCCUUCGCCUUUCAAUUAUUCUGCUCGACAAAUUUCAUUUCCCGACUUCUUCGUAUACAUUCUUUUGCUUCGUUCAAAUUUGAUUUUCCAUUUUGAAAGAAUUGGACCCACCGCCAUUUUUCUUUCCAAAUAAACUUCCCUUUUUUUAUUUAAUUUAUAUACACACAAUCAAGUGUAUUUUCCGUUCUCUAAAAACCCAUCUUCUUGGACAUCAAGAUCUUGAGAGCACAAGGCCAUUUGUGAGAUUACAAAAAAAAAAUUAUAAUGGAGAGAAACGACAGUAUAGAGAUGGAUCAGGAGAGACUGACGGCAGAGAUGGCGUUCACGGAUUCUUCGUCGGCCGUUAUCAGAAUCCGGCGACGUUUACCGGAUUUCUUAACGUCCAUCAAGCUCAAGUACGUGAAACUAGGGCUCCAUUACUCUUGCAACCCUGCGACCAUCCUUUUCUUCGCCGUUAUUCUACCGUUAAGCGGAGCGGUCCUUGUUCAGCUUACCGGUCUGAAACUCGAUACGCUCUCCGAGUUAUGGUCUAACCCGGCGGUUCAGCUCGACGCCGCGACGAGGCUAACCGGUUCGGUUUUCCUCUGCUUUGUUUUGGGUCUCUACCUAGCAAAGCGGUCGAGUCCGGUUUGCCUCGUGGAUUUCGCGUGUUACAAACCGGAAGACGAACGGAAAAUGUCGGUGGAGUCGUUCUUGACCAUGACGGAGGAAAACGGAGCGUUUAACGAGGAAACGGUUCAGUUCCAGAGGAGGAUAUCAACUCGGGCCGGUUUAGGAGACGAGACGUACCUGCCACGUGGCAUAACCUCGAGACCCCCGAAACUGUGCAUGUCGGAGGCACGUGCCGAGGCCGAGGUUGUGAUGUUCGGAGCCCUGGACGCACUCUUCGACAAAACCGGUGUUAAACCGAACGAUGUCGGGAUCUUGAUCGUGAACUGUAGCUUGUUCGUGCCGACGCCGUCAUUGUCGGCGAUGAUCGUGAACCGUUACAAGAUGAGAGAAGACAUAAAAAGCUACAACCUUGGUGGAAUGGGUUGCUCGGCGGGAUUGAUCUCCAUCGAGCUCGCCAAGAACCUUCUAAAAGCAAACCCUAAUUCUUACGCCGUCGUUGUGAGCACGGAGAACAUCACUCUGAACUGGUACUUCGGAAACGACCGGUCAAUGCUUCUCUGCAACUGCAUUUUCCGGAUGGGCGGCGCCGCUGUUCUCCUCUCGAACCGCCGACAAGACAGGUCACGGUCAAAGUACGAACUCAUCCACCUCGUACGGACCCACAAGGGCUCCGACGACAAGAACUACAACUGCGUAUACCAGAAGGAGGACGAGAAGGGAGCCAUCGGAGUCUCGUUGGCUCGUGAGCUGAUGGCCGUGGCAGGGGACGCGUUGAAGACGAACAUCACGACGCUAGGACCGCUCGUGUUGCCCUUGUCGGAACAGUUUAUGUUCUUCAUGACACUUGUGAAGAGGAAGUUCUUUAAACUAAAAGUCAAACCCUACAUACCGGAUUUCAAGCUCGCGUUCGAGCAUUUCUGCAUCCAUGCAGGUGGACGAGCCGUUCUUGAUGAGGUGGAGAAGAAUCUUAACCUCAGAGAUUGGCAUAUGGAGCCUUCUAGGAUGACUUUGCACAGGUUUGGUAAUACGUCGAGCAGCUCGCUUUGGUAUGAACUGGCGUACACCGAGGCCAAGGGCCGGGUCUCGGCUGGAGACAGGCUGUGGCAGAUAGCGUUCGGGUCGGGUUUCAAGUGUAACAGCGCGGUUUGGAGGGCGUUACGGGCCGUAUCAGCGACCGAGAUGAAGGGUAACCCGUGGGUCGGUUCGGUAGAGAAUUACCCGGUUAAGAUUUAACCUGCCGACCGGUUUAGACCAAGGCGGUACUGAUUCAUUUAUAUGCCUUAUGCUAUCAUUUUAUAUUGAUUGUUGGUUUUUGGUGAUAAAAGAACCAAUAUAUGGAUGGAUGUUUGGUGCGUUUACGUGGGAAAUUUGUCGAACCAAGAACGAUA
Molecule: messenger RNA, 2107 nt
Organism: Tarenaya hassleriana
Lineage: Eukaryota; Viridiplantae; Streptophyta; Magnoliopsida; Brassicales; Cleomaceae
Product: 3-ketoacyl-CoA synthase 1
Exons: 2
Coding region: 372-1952 (526 amino acids)
Biological process (GO): fatty acid biosynthetic process
Cellular component (GO): membrane
Molecular function (GO): acyltransferase activity, transferring groups other than amino-acyl groups
Source: RefSeq, a predicted model, not a curated record